AGUACGAUUGGGGAAGUUCCGGUAAUAGACAUUGCAAAGGCAGAGUGAUGAUGAGUGCUGCAGUGAAACAGCCGUCUAAAAUACCUACCAAAAGUUCAUCUGGGCCUGGCGGGGGAAAUGUUCCGAGUGGUCCCGCUCUUCCUUUGGCAUCCCCACUCAUGGGCAAAAAGAAGAAGCCAUUUCUUGGAAUGCCAGCGCCUCUCGGCUAUGUUCCCGGUCUGGGCAGAGGUGCCACAGGUUUCACCACACGAUCUGACAUUGGUCCUGCUCGAGAUGCGAAUGAUCCAGUGGAUGACCGCCAUGCACCGCCGGGGAAGAGGACAGUGGGUGAUCAAAUGAAGAAGAGUAGCCAGGAUGACGAUGACGAGGACUUGAACGACACCAACUAUGAUGAGUUUAAUGGGUAUGCUGGUAGCCUGUUCUCAAGUGGGCCUUAUGAGAAGGAUGAUGAAGAAGCAGAUGCCAUUUAUGCAGCACUGGACAAGCGGAUGGAUGAGAGACGGAAGGAAAGAAGAGAGUUGAGAGAAAAGGAGGAGAUAGAGAAGUAUCGUAUGGAGCGGCCCAAGAUCCAACAGCAGUUCUCAGAUCUGAAGAGAAAGCUAGCUGAGGUGACGGAAGAAGAGUGGUUGAGUAUUCCAGAUGUGGGUGAUGCCAGAAAUAAGAGACAAAGAAACCCACGUUAUGAGAAACUCACGCCAGUGCCCGACAGCUUCUUUGCUAAACAUCUUCAGACUGGAGAUAACCAUACCACUGUUGACCCUCGACAAGGGCAAUUUAGUGGUUUGAACACGCCUUUCCCUGGGGGAUUAAACACACCAUAUCCAGGGAGCAUGACGCCAGGAGCUGGAGAGCUGGAUAUGAGAAAGAUCGGCCAGGCCAGAAACACUCUGAUGGACAUGAGGCUCAGUCAGGUUUCUGACUCCGUGAGUGGGCAGACCGUGGUGGACCCUAAAGGCUAUUUGACCGACCUCAACUCCAUGAUCCCAACACAUGGGGGUGAUAUCAGUGAUAUUAAGAAGGCACGUCUGUUGUUGAAGUCAGUGAGGGAGACAAACCCUCACCACCCCCCUGCCUGGAUUGCCUCUGCACGUUUGGAGGAGGUUACUGGCAAAUUGCAGGUGGCCAGAAACCUCAUCAUGAAAGGAACGGAGAUGUGUCCAAAGAGUGAGGAUGUAUGGCUGGAGGCUGCUCGUCUGCAGCCGGGAGACACUGCAAAGGCAGUAGUUGCUCAGGCUGUACGUCACCUCCCUCAGUCUGUGCGCAUCUACAUUCGAGCAGCUGAGCUUGAGACAGACAUCAGGGCCAAGAAACGAGUCCUGCGCAAAGCUCUGGAGAAUGUAUCUAAAUCAGUGCGCCUGUGGAAGACAGCUGUUGAACUGGAGGAGCCAGAGGAUGCCAGAAUUAUGUUGAGCCGAGCUGUGGAGUGCUGCCCAACCAGUGUAGAGCUCUGGCUUGCCUUGGCCCGGUUAGAGACUUAUGAGAAUGCGAGGCGUGUUCUAAACAAGGCCCGUGAGAAUAUUCCAACAGAUCGUCACAUCUGGAUCACAGCUGCCAAGUUGGAGGAGGCCAAUGGCAACACGCAGAUGGUGGAGAAGAUCAUUGACAGAGCAAUUACUUCAUUGAGGGCCAAUGGGGUUGAGAUCAACCGUGAGCAGUGGAUUCAGGAUUCUGAGGAGUGUGAUAAAGCUGGUAGUGUGGCCACUUGUCAGGCUGUAAUCAGAGCUGUCAUUGGCAUUGGCAUUGAGGAGGAAGACUGCAAACACACAUGGAUGGAGGAUGCAGAGAGUUGUGUGGCUCAUGGUGCACUGGAAUGUGCUCGUGCCAUCUAUGCCCACGCGUUGCAGGUCUUUCCAAGCAAAAAGAGUGUGUGGCUGCGAGCAGCUUACUUCGAGAAGAGUCACGGCACACGAGAGUCUCUGGAGGCUCUUCUGCAGAGGGCAGUCGCUCACUGUCCCAAGGCAGAGGUGUUGUGGCUGAUGGGGGCCAAGUCCAAGUGGUUGGCUGGAGAUGUCCCUGCAGCCAGAAGCAUUCUUGCACUGGCCUUCCAGGCCAACCCCAACAGUGAAGAGAUUUGGCUGGCUGCUGUGAAGCUGGAGUCAGAGAAUAAUGAGUAUGAGAGAGCUCGCAGACUGCUUGCAAAAGCCCGUAGCAGUGCUCCCACUGCCAGGGUUUUCAUGAAGUCUGUGAAGUUGGAGUGGGUACUGGGGAACAUUUUGGUAGCCCACGAACUGUGCUCUGAGGCCUUGAGGCACUAUGAGGAUUUCCCCAAGCUCUGGAUGAUGAAAGGCCAGAUUGAGGAGCAAUCUGAGAACAUGGAUAAAGCCCGAGAUGCCUACAACCAAGGGCUGAAGAAGUGUCCCCACUCUAUGCCUCUGUGGUUACUGCUGUCACGUCUAGAGGAGAGAGUGGGCCAGCUCACACGUGCUCGUGCUAUCCUGGAGAAAUCACGCCUCAAGAACCCACAGAGCCCAGAGCUAUGGUUGGAAUCAGUUCGGCUGGAAUACAGAGCAGGCCUAAAGAACAUUGCGAACACACUCAUGGCUAAAGCCUUACAGGAGUGUCCCAACUCAGGAAUCCUUUGGGCUGAGGCUGUGUUCUUGGAGGCUAGACCACAGAGAAAGACCAAGAGCGUUGAUGCCCUGAAGAAAUGCGAGCAUGAUCCCCAUGUUUUACUGGCUGUUGCAAAGUUAUUCUGGAGUGAGAGAAAGAUAACCAAAGCUAGAGAAUGGUUCCUGCGCACAGUGAAGAUUGAGCCAGACUUGGGUGAUGCCUGGGCAUUUUUCUACAAAUUUGAGCUACAACAUGGUACAGAGGAGCAGCAGGAGGAGGUGAAGAAACGCUGUGAGAACUCCGAACCCCGGCAUGGAGAGUUGUGGUGUGCUGAAUCCAAACUCAUUCUCAACUGGCAGAAAAAGAUUGGGGAGAUCCUUGUUCUUGUGGCUGCCAAGAUCAAGAACACCUUCUAAAGUCUAUUAACUUGUACUUGUGCAUAUUUUGCAAUUAGUAUUUUAAUGAACAACUUGGAGCUUUGAGAGUUUUUGUGUGUGUCUGUUAUCACUUGCACAUUACACCUGGAUCUGCCUAGAACAGACACUUAAGAAAUAACUGUAAAAUAAGACUAUGGUAUUUUGAUACGAGUAUCCACUCCCAUCUAUUGGCAUUUGAAGGGUCCAGUCAAUCCUGCUUUUGUCAUCUGUGCAUUUCUGAGGUGGGUGAAGUGCAGCCCUGAAGUAACUAUUUGUCAGCUCACCGCAUUUUACGGUAUUAAGUGAUUGAGUGAAUUUGCAAUGUGCAAACUGUGUUAAAUUGGAAUAUGUUAACUGAAAUAAAUGUGAGUAAAAUAAAGGCAAACAGCAUUUUCAGAAUGUCAGUGGAUUCGUAGCUUCAUGUAUGUUCGCUGAAUAAUGCUUUAGUAUGUUGGGAACGUUUGGCUGAAACUACUGUUGGAUGAAAGAACUGUAUGCGUCUUGUGUUCAUCAUGGCCAUCAUCUGCACAGUAACUAGUCUUUAAAUGCAGUGACUGAAACCGAAAGAAGACGUCAGUGAUUGAUCGCAGAUGUUUACUCAUCUUGAUUAGGCUGGCAUUCUGGUGUAACCCUAAGUGCGCCACCACUAAUCCAUGAUGGCUGGGGAAUUUGGCAAUGUUUAAAGAAAAGUUAGACACGUGAAGACAAUGCUUGCCAAAAUGCCUACACUUUAUGGGCUGUGCUUUGUUUGUUCAUUCAUUCACCUUUCUGCGUCAGACCUUUGAACCACAAGGUUCAUCUGCAAAGCCAUUAAAUGCAUUUACCAAGCGUCAGUAUAGUGAAGCCAAAGGUGCCCUUGUGCAAGGGUGCAGUGAAGCUUCUGCCCUUGCUUCAAUAUUUGAUGCGUUGGGAGUGAGAACAUUGCUUUAGGCAGCGUGACUGAGUGCACAACUCCAUGAAGCUAUGAAUGGAGGCCCAAACUUAUGCAGGGGCACGAACCAUGUAAACAGUGCAUACAACAGGUCCUACAGAAAACGAUGACAAAAUGUAACAAAUUUAUAGCCGUGUUAAUUUGUAUUUUAAUAGUGUAUCUUCAAAUAUCAAAACCACAUUCAUUUCCAAACAAGCAAUCAUCUUAACACCUGCAUGAUCAGGGUUUGAGUAUACUGUGCAAUAUUUGCAGGACUGGGGACUCCCAAUUGGUUUUUACAGCCUGGACAAAAUCGUUACAAAUCGUUUAUGCUUGUAUAGUCAUGGUGUAGAUCAUGAGUUAUCUUGCGAUCCAAUCCAAGUAUUUUUGGCAUGCCAAAAUCAUUAGGGUGGUGUUUGGGGUUUUUUUUUUUUUUUUUUAAAUUUAAUUUUGUGUGCUAGAUGUCAGUAGAACCCAUAUGGCAAUUUAUGGUCAUGUUGACCAAUCAGGAGGUUUAUAUGCUCCUUCAAAUAUUGUUGCUUAAUUUAAUCACCUUGUCGAAUUAUGGCCGGAGAAUCGUUUCCUUAGGAAAAAUGGUUUGACAAGGGAUCUUUAAAUUUAGAUUAAAGGUUCCUAGCUACAUUAAGCGGUUCUACUUAGAAUCCGCUCUAAUUGGGGAAAUGCUCACUGUUUAUGAUUGUCAUAUUUGGCUGUAUAACCCUGACUGUUUCUCCCAGAGGGACAAGCAAAUUAACCUAGUAUGUUUAACCGUUUUUUCUUGAGUCAGUGCACAAAUACUCCGGCCCAAAUUUUAUACUUCCAUACCGAAUAGUAUGUUUAAAAAAACUGAGAAAACAAGAAAACAUAAUGAAUUUAGAACUAAUUUAUGACAUGGUUCAUGACAUGCUAGCUCAGAAUAGUAUGAUAAUCAAUAGUCUUAAUCCAUAAUACUGGCUUUAAAGUGUCCCACGUUACCUGAGGGCUACUUAAAACACGCAUGCACAAAGAAUUAAAUGAGAAUUUUGCAACAAUACUUUGUAAUUGACCAUCCAAGAAUCAUUUAAUAAAUAUGUUUUGUUUUGAUGA
This is a messenger RNA of Ictalurus punctatus (channel catfish), 4962 nucleotides long. It is a transcript of the gene prpf6, whose product is annotated as PRP6 pre-mRNA processing factor 6 homolog (S. cerevisiae). Gene Ontology annotation, molecular function: protein binding. Lineage: Eukaryota; Metazoa; Chordata; Actinopteri; Siluriformes; Ictaluridae. Gene Ontology annotation, cellular component: U4/U6 x U5 tri-snRNP complex; catalytic step 2 spliceosome. The record is from RefSeq and is a predicted model, not a curated record. Bases 48 to 2966 code for a protein of 972 amino acids. The transcript is spliced from 21 exons. Gene Ontology annotation, biological process: mRNA splicing, via spliceosome; spliceosomal tri-snRNP complex assembly.